Messenger RNA from Cucumis sativus (cucumber), 939 nucleotides. RefSeq names its product histone H3.3. Gene Ontology annotation, cellular component: nucleosome. Lineage: Eukaryota; Viridiplantae; Streptophyta; Magnoliopsida; Cucurbitales; Cucurbitaceae. Gene Ontology annotation, molecular function: structural constituent of chromatin; DNA binding; protein heterodimerization activity. The record is from RefSeq and is a predicted model, not a curated record.
ACGGAUAUGCUCUCUUAACCGUUCGAUCCUUCAGAUUCUUUCUUCUUUUAUGACGCUAUAUAUAUGCUCUAACUGCACUUAUCGUUGAACUUUUGGCUUCUUUGACGAAGAGAAGGAUCUGUUCGAGAGAGAAGAACCGCCGUAGCGACUUCAGAUGGCUCGUACCAAGCAAACUGCCCGUAAGUCUACUGGAGGAAAGGCUCCAAGGAAACAGUUGGCUACAAAGGCUGCUCGUAAGUCCGCCCCAACCACCGGAGGAGUGAAGAAGCCACACAGAUACCGUCCUGGAACUGUUGCUCUUCGUGAAAUCCGUAAGUACCAGAAGAGUACUGAGCUUUUGAUCAGGAAGUUGCCCUUCCAGAGGUUGGUCCGUGAAAUUGCCCAGGACUUUAAGACUGAUCUGCGUUUCCAGAGCCAUGCUGUUCUUGCAUUGCAAGAGGCAGCCGAGGCUUACCUUGUUGGAUUGUUCGAGGACACCAAUCUCUGCGCCAUUCAUGCAAAGCGUGUGACGAUAAUGCCCAAAGAUAUCCAGUUGGCUCGGAGAAUCCGAGGUGAACGUGCUUAGAAGAUGUUGUAUUGUUGUUUGGUGAAUGGUAUUGGCUGCAAAGGAGGUGAUCAAAAGACCUAAUUGAUGAUGAUGAUGAAGGGAUGAUGAUGGGGGUGGUUCUUAUUUUUUGUUUUUAGCAAGGGUUGGUAGUAUAGUUUUAUACUAGAAAACUUGUAGUGAAUAUGGUAAAAAAGGCAUAAUGCUUUUGGUUGUGCAUGUUAAUGUUUAGUUGUGGAUGAUUUUGUUUUUUGUUCUUUUAAAAAGGAUGGAGGAGCUUAAUUCUGUAUUUCCAUUGAUGAAUUGUGUUUUUGGGGUAUUGCAGCCAAACUAAUAUUUGUUGGAUAACCUAAACCUAUCAUAUCUAAUUUGUAGUUCAGAUUUGUCUCGAUUCA